AGCUUAUAAAACGUUAAUUAAACUAACAAAAACAGAUAAUUUUCCGGCACUCACCUUACUAAGCUCGAAACUCAAAUUUUCUUGCAAGAAGCCAAGCAUGUCCAUUGCAUCAUCAUCUCAACAAUGUUUCCUGACCAAUGCUUUUAUAUUUACUCGCAAACCCAAAACUAAGCCUGUCAAUUCUGCUACUUUCAUCUCAUGCGGAUACCACGCAGACGACACCAAAGAUUCUGCCUGGAGAAAUGAGAAGCAGUUAGCAAAGCUAGCAAUAGUAACAGUGGCAGCUGGGGUAUUGACUCUGGGCUCAGUUGGUGAUGCAUCAGCUGCGAAAACGGGUGGUAGAGUUGGUGGUCAAGCGUUCCGGUCAUCAGCUCCUCGCUCAGCCCCAAGAGCCAACAGUAAUUCUAGGACCAAUAUUUAUGUCAAUCCACCAGUCGCCCCACCACUAGUUGGAGGGUACGGAUUUGGUUUCGGUGUGCCGUUCUAUGGCGGCUGGGGUUGGUCACCAUUUUCCUUCUUCGCUCCUGGUCCCAGUGUUGCAAUUGGUGUGGGAGGUGGAUUCGAUACUCUUGUCUUCUUUUUGUUUCUUGGUGCUGUUGCAGCUGUUGUAAGGAGAUUCCUUGGAUCAAGAGACGAAGAUGAUUAUUAGUAUAUAGAUAGGCAAGGAACAUUUUGAGACUAGGAUAAAGUGAUAAAUAGAGUUGUUCUGUUCAAAUAUUGGUAAAGCCAGUGUUGAAUUUAACUGUGAGAAUGUAAUGUAUAAUUUGAUGAAAUUUUGUGAAUGAUACAGCCAUCCACAACAUUGGAAUUUUCAAAAUACAUGGAAAAACGAGGAAAACAGAAAAAGUUCUCACAUCAGUUGUCUAGACUGAUGUCUGGAGGGGUCAUAACAUUGGUCUAUGAAGGGGUAUUGAACAGAACUUUAUUUACUUGUUUUUCGC
Messenger RNA from Durio zibethinus, 941 nucleotides. RefSeq lists its product as uncharacterized. NCBI's taxonomy places the organism in Eukaryota, Viridiplantae, Streptophyta, Magnoliopsida, Malvales, Malvaceae. The record is from RefSeq and is a predicted model, not a curated record.